Molecule: messenger RNA, 650 nt
Organism: Camelina sativa (false flax)
Lineage: Eukaryota; Viridiplantae; Streptophyta; Magnoliopsida; Brassicales; Brassicaceae
Product: small ubiquitin-related modifier 2
Molecular function (GO): protein binding
Source: RefSeq, a predicted model, not a curated record
CUUUUUAUUCUCUGCCGAAGUCUCUCUUUCUCUCGUUCUCUAACCCUCAAUUCUGCAAUCCCGCGAAUCUCUCUUUAGGGCUUCGUCUAUAUCGCAGAUCGGAGUUUUUUUUUUGUUGUUCCCAUCGCCGAACCUUAUAUAAUUGGAUAAAGAGGUAAGAUGUCUGCUACUCCUGAAGAAGACAAGAAGCCCGACCAAGGAGCUCACAUCAAUCUCAAAGUCAAGGGACAGGAUGGUAAUGAAGUCUUCUUUAGGAUUAAGAGAAGCACUCAGCUCAAAAAGCUCAUGAAUGCUUACUGUGACCGUCAAUCUGUUGAUUUCAACUCAAUUGCUUUCUUGUUUGAUGGCCGUCGUCUUCGUGCAGAGCAGACUCCAGAUGAGCUUGAUAUGGAAGAUGGAGAUGAGAUUGAUGCAAUGCUUCAUCAGACCGGCGGUGGUGCAAACGGCCUGAAUCUAUUCUGCUUUUAGUGGUCUUUUAUGGUUUUUCCAUAGAGAUUGUGUGAUAUUAAUGGUUUUCUUGAAUCGGCUUUAGAUUAAAUUUGGCAGGCUUUGUUUCACUUUCGACCAGAAACUUUCUUUAUCGGUCAAAGUCUUAUGUGAAUCUUGAACUUAUUGGAUCUUAAAAUAUUAAUGGGCUUGUUUAUGGAUUC